This is a messenger RNA of Caretta caretta (loggerhead turtle), 8199 nucleotides long. The record is from RefSeq and is a predicted model, not a curated record. Lineage: Eukaryota; Metazoa; Chordata; Testudines; Cheloniidae.
CCCGGCCCCGGCGUGACGAACAGCGGCGGGAAAACGGGGUUUGAUUCCAUGAGGACCCCGCCAUGGCGGUGCUGCACUACUUCCAGCGCCCCGGGGCGGAGGGUGUCCCUGUCUCCCUGCUGCGCUCGGCCCAGGCGGUGCUGGGGGGCGUCCGCGCCCUGCACAGGGAGCUGUGCUACAACGUCAGCUGGACAGGUGCGUCGCCCCCCAAUCCCCAGGAGACCCAGCUGCUGCACUGGCUCUUCGGCUGCCCCUUUGAAUCCGGAGACGUUGCCACGGAGUCCUUCCUGUGCCCAGGGCCCACCGACCUGCUGGUGGAGAUCGGGCCACGGCUGAACUUCUCCACGGCGUUCUCCACCAACGUGGUGUCCGUGUGCCGGGCCGCGGGGCUGGGCUGUGUUGACCGUGUCGAGUGCUCCCGCCGCUACCUGCUGCAGUGUGCCCGACACCCCACACCCCCUGAGGAGGCCACCCUGGUGGCGGUGCUCAGUGACCGGAUGACGGAGCAGCGCUAUGAGGAGCCAAUCCGCAGCUUCGCCGUGGCUACCCGCCCUGCCCCCACCUGGCAUGUGGAUGUGCUGGGGGGGGGCCGCACCGAGCUGGAGCGAGCCAACCAGGAGCUGGGCCUGGCCUUCGACUCCUGGGACCUGGAUUUCUACACUGAGCUCUUCAAGAAAUUCGGGCGCAACCCGACCAGCGUGGAGUGCUUCGACCUGGCCCAGUCCAACAGCGAGCACAGCCGACACUGGUUCUUCAAAGGGCGCCUCCUGGUGGACGGGAAGGAGGUCUCGGAGUCGCUGUUCGAGUCCAUCAUGUGGACCCAGGAGAAGAGCAACCCCAACAAUGUCAUCAAGUUCUCGGACAACAGCAGUGCCAUCCAGGGCAGGACCGUGUGUUCCCUGUGGCCCCGCGACCCGUCCCGCCCCAGCCGCUUCGAGAAGAGAAAGUCGACCCGGCAUGUCAUCUUCACUGCAGAGACCCACAACUUCCCCACGGGGGUGGCCCCAUUCAGCGGCGCCGCAACGGGAACAGGCGGGCGGAUCCGGGACGUGCAGUGCACGGGGCGUGGGGCCCACGUCAUCGCCGGCACGGCGGGGUACAGCUUCGGAAACCUGCACAUCCCUGGCUACCCUCUGCCCUGGGAGGACCCGGCAUUGCCCUACCCCAAGAACUACGCCCAGCCCCUGCAGGUGGCCCUCAGGGCCAGCGAUGGCGCCUCUGACUACGGCAAUAAGUUUGGGGAACCUGUCCUGGCUGGGUUCGCCCGUUCCUUCGGCCAGCGGCUCCCCAACGGGCAGCGGCGCGAAUGGAUCAAGCCCAUCAUGUUCAGCGGGGGGAUCGGCGCCAUGGAGGACAUUCACGUGCACAAGGAGCCCCCCAAGCCUGGGAUGCAGGUGGUGAAAGUGGGGGGCCCUGUGUACCGGAUCGGAGUUGGGGGGAGUUCAGCCUCCUCCAUCCAGGUGCAGGGUGACAACGCCAGCGACCUGGAUUUCGGGGCGGUGCAGCGGGGGGACCCUGAGAUGGAGCAGAAGAUGAACCGGGUGCUGCGGGGCUGCGUGGAGACAGGGAAGGCCAACCCCAUCUGCAGCCUCCACGACCAGGGGGCUGGGGGCAAUGGGAACGUGCUGAAGGAGCUGAGUGACCCAGCCGGGGCUGUGAUCUACGCCAGCCGUUUCCAGCUGGGUGACCCCACGCUGAGCGUGCUGGAGAUCUGGGGGGCCGAGUACCAGGAGUCCAACGCCCUCCUGCUGCGCCCCACCGAUGCCGCGCUGCUGCAACGCCUGGGCCAGCGCGAACGCUGCCCCGUGAACGUCGUGGGCACCAUCGCCGGGGACGGACGGAUUGUGCUGGUGGACGACCUGGAGGCCCCAGUGACGGACGUGGGAGUGAAGCCCAGUGGGAAGAAGAUGCCGGUCGACCUGCAGCUGGAGUGGGUGCUGGGCAAGAUGCCACAAAAGGAAUUUGUCUUGUCCCACAGCAGCCCAGCCCUCCACCGCCUGUGCCUGCCCCCUGGGCUGAGGGUGAGGGAUGCCCUGGAGCGGGUCCUGCGGCUGCCGGCCGUGGCCAGCAAACGCUACCUGACCAACAAGGUGGACCGGUCGGUGACGGGGCUGGUGGCCCAGCAGCAGUGCGUGGGUCCCCUGCACACCCCCUUGGCCGACGUUGCCGUGGUGGCUCUGUCCCCCUUUGAGACGGUGGGGGCAGCCACGGCCCUCGGGGAGCAGCCAAUCAAGGGACUGAUCGACCCGGGCGCGGGGGCCCGGCUGGCCGUGGGUGAGGCGCUCACCAACCUGGUCUUUGCCCGCGUCACCGACCUGCGGGACGUGAAGUGCAGCGGGAACUGGAUGUGGGCGGCCAAGCAGGCGGGCGAGGGCGCGGCGCUGGUGGACGCCUGUAGGGCCAUGUGCGCCGUCAUGGCCCAGCUGGGGGUGGCCGUGGACGGGGGCAAGGACUCGCUCAGCAUGGCGGCCCGCGUGGGCACGGACAUCGUCAUGGCGCCCGGGACCUUGGUCGUCUCCGCCUACGCCGUGUGUCCGGACAUCACGGCCACCGUCACACCUGACCUCAAGUGUCCCGAUGGCAAAGGGGCCCUACUGUACGUGGAGCUGUGCCCCGAGCAGCACCGGCUGGGGGGCAGUGCCCUGGCACAGUGCUACGCCCAGCUGGGGGAUCGCUGCCCAGACCUGGAGAACCCGGACAGCCUGGCAGCCUGCUUCCGCGUCACCCAGCAAUUGCUGCAAGAGUCGGUGGUGAGCGCAGGGCAUGACGUGAGUGACGGGGGGCUGGUGACCUGCCUGCUGGAGAUGGCCUUCGCCGGGAACUGUGGGCUGCAGGCCGAGCUGGUGGCACCGGGGGCCAGCGCCCUGGAGGUGCUGUUUGCCGAGGAGCUGGGCCUGGUGCUGGAGGUGCCCAGCGCUGUGGCAGGAGACGUCUGCAGACGGUACGAGGAGGCUGGAGUGCGAUGCCUGCCCAUCGGGCACACGGGACCCCUGGGCCCCCAGUCCAUGGUGCGGCUGCGGGUGAACGGGCAGGAGGAGCUGGUGUGGCCCGUGGGGGACCUGCGCGCCCUCUGGGAGGCCACGAGUAUCCAGCUGGAGCGGCUGCAAGCGUCACCCCACUGCGUGGAGCAGGAGGAGAGGGGGCUGGCACAGCGCCAGGGCCCCAGCUUCACCCUGACCUUCGACCCCAAGAUUGCGCCCCCGCUGCUGUGCCAGAUGGCCCAGCCGGGCCCGCGCGUGGCCAUCCUGCGCGAGGAGGGCAGCAACGGGGACCGCGAGAUGGUGGCAGCCUUCAUCAUGGCGGGGUUCCAGGCCUGGGACGUGACCAUGCAGGACCUGUACGUAGGGGAGGUGACUCUGGAGUCGUUCCGGGGCCUGGUCUUCGUGGGGGGCUUCAGCUACGCGGACGUCCUAGGGUCUGCCAAAGGCUGGGCAGCUUCGGUGACCUUCAACCCCCGGGCGCGAGCCCAGUUUGAGGCCUUUCACCGGCGCAGGGACACGUUCAGCCUGGGUGUCUGCAACGGCUGCCAGCUGAUGGCGCUGCUGGGCUGGGUGGGGGGCGAGAGCCCCACGAGCGAUCCCCCGGGUGGGGCCGUCCGUCCCGGGGUGCUGCUGGCCCCCAACGAUUCGGGCCGGUUCGAGUCGCGUUUCGUGGCGCUGGCCGUCGAGCAGAGCCCAGCGGUGAUGCUGCGGGGCAUGGCUGGCUCCACCCUGGGAAUCUGGGUGGCUCACGGAGAAGGUCGGAUGCGGUUCCGCUCACCCGAGGUGCUGGCUGCAGUGACAUCGGGGGGCUUGGCCCCGCUGCGCUACGUGGAUGACCAGGGCCAGCCCACCCAGGAGUACCCCCUGAACCCCAACGGCUCCCCGCUGGGCAUCGCCGGGCUCUGCUCGCCCGACGGGCGCCAUUUGGCCAUGAUGCCCCACCCUGAGCGCUGCGUCCUGCCCUGGCAGUGGGCCUGGAUGCCUCCCGACUGGCGCCGCACCAUGAAGGUCUCGCCCUGGCUGCGCAUGUUCCAGAACGCCUGCGAGUGGUGCCUGGAGCACCCCGAGGGGGAGUCCUGACUGCGGAGCCCCUCGCCAGCCGGUCUCGUAUCCCAAGAGCAGAAAGCUCCCAUGGAAUUUAAUUCCCGGCUCGGACAAGAGACACAGAGAUGCUGCUGCUCGUCAAUUUGUGCAAAGGAAAAACUCUUUUUUCAACUGGACCUUGGCUCCUAGGAAGGGAGAGUGGAAAAGCUCAGAGCUGAGGCUGGGUCUCCUCAGUGGUGGGACUGGCCAGCUGGAGACAUCCCUGGGUUGAGAUCACAGGCAUCAGAAACUCCUCUGCCAAUGACAGCUGAUGCAUUGAGAACUGCCCAAAGCCAAGCAGAGUUGGACCUUACAAAAGAAAUUUAAAUCAGGUAAAAGGUUCUGUUGCCAUAUAAAUAAAACCAGGAAGGAGGAAGUGGGACUGCUAAACGCUCGCAGUGCUGCCAAUUUAGUGAUUUUGUCACUGGCUGUUGGGACUUUUUGGUUCCCCUAGCAAAGAAAUAAGUGUCAAAGUGACCCCUGUAAAUGCUGCCCCGGUAAGUGGGGCUCAGCUUCGAUUCCUUGGUGAUUGGGAGGGGGUGAAAAUCCAGCUCUAAGGGGCAGGGGAGGAGACAGCUGCCCCAAGGGGAAAAGUUAUGAUCCUUUUCUUGGUAAAAACCAGCAGGCACCACUCGCUGGCUGAGGGUGGUGCAGGAAAAACCAUUUCCCAAUAGAUCUCUGAGCCUGUGGCCACCGCAAUGUCACCUGAUCAAAGUCCCCCUCCCUGAGUGCACAUCAUGGGCCCACUCCCCAGCCUGGGUGCUGAAGAGCUGGGGGGAAAACUGCCCCAGAAAGUCAUGGCUGGCAACCUGCCGCAUGGGGACCGCUGGGAAAUGUCUCCAUUGCGUCCAUGCACGUGGCUGGGAAUCCCUCCCACGGGGGCGGGGAGCUGCAGCCCUCUGUCCUGGGAGGAGGCUGGAGCCCUCUGCCCAUGGGGGGCUGUCCUUGGACGGGGAGUGGGGUCUGGAGCUCCUUCCCCGUGGUGCAUUGGGCUGGGAAUUUCCCAAUGCUCAGAGCAAUGGGGGCCCUGGGCUCCCUGACCUCCAGUGACACCGGCUGGAGUAGGCACAGCCAGGGGAAGGGUAGGGCUGGGGUCCAAGCCACUCAGGCACCAACACAGGUUAGCUGCUGCUCCUGGCACAGGGUGGCACCGUCCCCAGAUGGUGAUCUCCUUGGAACACUGCUCACCCUGGACAGAAUAUUCCAAGUGUGUGGGAAACACGCCGCACACAACAGACGUUUAGCCCCGCGAGGACUUUACUUUGAAUUACAAAGGAUCAGGGGCUGUUUGUCAUCAAUUCUGUGAUAUUCUUGCGCUUCUCCGCCCCCACGUAGGGCUAACGAGUCAGGGUGCUCACACACUGACCCCACCCCAGAGCUGGGUACAGGCCCUGGCCUGGCAGGAUCUGAAUCAAGGCAGAAAAUGAGGCUGGAGGGAGGUCAUGCUGCUGGGGCAUUGUUGUCACAUACUGCGGGACGGGCGGUGGAAAGGGAGGGAUGUGCCAGCACAGGUUAGGCAGGUGGGACAGGUGCACUCUCCAUCGCCCACCACCGAAGCCAGACUCUGCAGAUCUGAUUUUUAAAUCAGCCGCUCCAUUAACUUGUCUGGGAUUGAGGUCAGACUGACAGGCCUCGAACUACCUCGGUCAUCCUGUUUAUCCUUUGUAAAAACUGGCACAACAUUCGUGUUCUUCUGGAACUUCCCCAGUGCUGCAAGGUCUGUUGACCAUCAGCAUUAACCUCCAGUGAGCUCCUCAGCCAGCUCUUUUGAAACUCUUCGCUGCAAGUUAUGUGGGGCUGCUGAUUUAAAAAUGUCUAACUUUGGUAACGUUUAGGCUGCAGCGAUACCAGUGGAAUGGAAAGUGUGAUGAGAUUGCAUCAUCUGUUUUUAACUCUUUGCCCCUGAAAUGCUGUUGAUUCUGGGGAGUAGCAGACUGCCAAGGGAGAGCACCCCCCGCUGCCCACAGAACAGUGCCCCUCCCGCUGAGCCCUGUGACACACCAUGGCCUGAUAUCUAUGAGUUUGGAAUGUAAUUUCUAUCCCAGAAUAGCCAAAGAAUUGGUAUGUGAGGUUACCGGUCCCGGAGCAAGGAGUUUUACUCCCUCUUUCAGGAGUUGCGCCUUGUGACCGGAUAAUAGUUAACGUCCUUCCUCUGUUGACUAGAGGUUGACGUUCAUAGCUCCAGCGCUUCGAAGGCCAGAGGGGACCAUUGUGAAUGUCUAGUCUGACCCCCAGUAGCCCGCAGGCUGGAGAACGGCCCAUCGGCCCCAACCCCUUCCCAGAGCAGAGCUUUUAGAAUCACAUCCAGUCUUGCUUGAAAAAUGGCCAGGGAUGGAGAAUCCACCCCGACGGCUGGGAAACUGUUUUCAUGGCUAAUUACUCCCACUGUUCACAAUUGACGCCUUCUUUCCAGUCUGAAUUCGUCCAGUCUCAACUGCCAGCCAUUGGGUGGUGUCAGACCAUUCCCUGCAAGAUUGAGAAGCCCAUUAUUAAAUAUCUGUUCCCUAUUGUGAUGGAGUGGGGAUUUUCCAUAAUAUUUUGUAUGAAUAGUGUGUGUGCCUCAGUUUCCCCUGUGUGGUGCAUGGAUAGCAAGGUGGUGGGGAAAGGUUAUUCACUGUCUGCAGAGAUACAGGGGUAACAGGCGGCUGGCUGUGUGGGGUCUGGGCCCCAUGGCCAUGGGAGUCCGAGAAGAUCAUGGUCGCUCUAAUUGCCUGGAUACUUGAUACCUAGCAACUAAUGCCCAGGGAUGGCCACCCCUCUCCAGGAUGCCAGCUGGAUUUGAGCAGCUGGGGGGCUGAAGGCUCUGAGGUUUGAUCCCAGGAGGUGGUGAAGCCAAGUGGCUUCCCUUCGUGACAGCGAGAGCCCCUAAGGGGGCAGGCUGGCAUCCUGAAGGGGUCCUCCCUGGGACUGCUCCAGAGCACCAGACCCCUGCCACCGUGGCACCCAUGUAGGUACUUAUGGACUGUGAUCAACUCAUUCCUUGAGCCUCUUUGAGUCUCUCGCUCUCAGGCAGGGUGUCUGAGCCUUUCAUCAUUCCUGUGGCUCUUCUCUGACCCCUCUGCAACUUACCAACAUCCGUCUUGUCUCGUGGGCCCAGAACCGUACACGGGAUUCCAGCAGCGGUCGCACCAGGGCCAAAUGCAGAGGCAAAAUCACCUCUCAAACACUGUACACAAGUCUGUCCAUUGUCCUAAUGCUAUUACCUUUCUCAACUAAACUUGUCCUCUCCGCAAAAAAGAUACCAAGUUAGAUUGACGGAUCUGUUUUCCAUAAACCCAUGUUGAUUGACAUUAAUUACAUUGACCUCCUUUAGUACUUUAUUCAUCGAGUCCCCUAUCAGCCACUCCAUUAUCUUGUCCGGGAUCCAUGUUGGGCUGAGAGGCCUAUAAAUUACCCAAGGCAUCCCAUUUAUCCUUUUGUAAAUUGGCACAUCAGCUUUCUUCCAGACUUUUGGAACUUCCCCAGUGUGCCAAGACCUAUUGAAAAUCAACAGUAAUGGUCCGAGGAGCCCUUCCGCCAGCUCUUUUAAAACUCUUGGAUGCAAGUUAUCUGGACCUGCUGAUUUUUAAAAUGUCUAACUUCAGUAAAUUCUUUGUAACAUCCUCCAGAGUUGCUAUUAGAAAGGAAAGUGUAUUAUCACCACUGUAUGAUGAGACUGGCUCAUCUCCAACCCCCGCCCCCCAAAUAUGGAACAAGAAUAUUUAUUGAACAUGUCUGCCUUUUCUGCAUUAUUAUUGAUAAAUCUACCAGUCCCAUCUACUAAUGGGCUAAUACAUUGGUCAGGAUUGUUUCCCCCACUAAUAUAUUUUGUCCUUAACUCUGCUAGCCACAGAUUUCUCCUUGUGUCCCUUGUCUUCCCUUAUCAGUUUUCUACAAUUCCUAACUUCUGAUUUAUAUUCAUUGCUAUCAACUUCCCCUUUCUUACCUUUUUUUUUUUUUUUGUAUUUUUUUUACCACUGUCUUCGCUUUUCUAAACCAGAUGGUUUGGUUUGGUUUUAAAAGCACAGCCUUCUUCCUCAAGUGGAGGAUUGUGGCUGACAUUUUUGGGAUUAAAUUCUUCCUUCCAGCUGAUUUGGCUCAUAAUUGUUUUCAGCUUUGUGAAAUUGGCCUGAUUAAAGCACCACGUGUGUAUAUA